Messenger RNA from Corylus avellana, 2799 nucleotides. NCBI's taxonomy places the organism in Eukaryota, Viridiplantae, Streptophyta, Magnoliopsida, Fagales, Betulaceae. The record is from RefSeq and is a predicted model, not a curated record.
AUGAGAGGCCCUUGUGCGGAAUUGUUGCUUCUACUUGGCCUCCUCCUAUGUACUGCAACCACAAUUGGUUUCGCUUUGAAUAGUACUCAUAAUUCAGAAGUCAGAUGCAUGGAGAAAGAAAGACAAUCACUCCUCAAAUUCAAACAAGGCCUGAUGGAUGAUAAUGGCUUACUGUCUUCUUGGGGCAAUCACGAGGAAGAUUGUUGCAAAUGGGAAGGAGUUAAAUGCAGCAAUCGAACAGGUCAUGUUGUGAAGCUUGACCUUCGGGGAAAGCAUUUCUUCGGAGGCAGUAAAGUUCUUUCAGGUGAUAUAAGCUCUUCAUUACUUGGAUUGCAACAUUUGAUUUACUUGGACUUAAGUUCCAAUGAGUUUUCCAUAUUCUUCCCGGAGUUCAUUGGUUCACUCACUAAAUUACAAUAUCUGAAUCUCUCCUACAACACUAUUUCUGGAACCAUUCCACAGCAGCUUGGAAAUCUCACAAGUUUGAUUUCUCUUGAUCUCAGCUGGAACUAUUUUGGGCUGAUGGAGAACUACAAUCUUGAUUGGCUCCGUCAUCUCUCAUCUUUAAGAAACUUAAAUAUGUGCCAAGUGAACCUUAGCAAGGUAGCCAAUUGGCCGGAUAAGGUUGGCAUGCUACCUUCUUUGUUAGAUUUACGUUUAAGUUGUGAGCUCUCCAUGCCGACUCCUCAUGUGCUUUCCAAUGCUAAUUCUUCUUCACCACUUUCAUUCCUUGAUCUCUCUUUUAAUCUGCUCAACUCCUCAAUAUUCCCUUGGCUGCUCAAAUUCACCAAUAGCCUUGUCGUUCUUGACCUCCGUUUUAACGAGUUACAAGGUUCAAUUCCAAAAACUUUUGGGGAUAUGGUUGCUCUUGUUGAUGUUUACCUCUCUUUCAACAACCUCGAAGGCGUGAUGCCACAAACUUUGGAGAAUCUUCACAACUUGCAAGUAUUAGACUUGUCAAACAAUAACAUAAGUGGAGAGGUAAUCAAUCUUACAAAAUUCUCUUUCUUGAGAGAGUUAUAUCUAUCAAAAAAUCGGUUAAAUGGGAGUUUAACCAAAAGUGUGGCAGUACUUUCUAUGCUCCAAGUUCUUGAUGUGUCUUCAAAUUCUUUAGAAGGUAAUAUCACUGAAUCACAUUUUUCAAAUCUUUCCAACUUACACCAGGUGGAUUUCUCUUUCAAUUCUUUGUCAUUGAAGUUUAGUCCGGCCUGGGUUCCACCAUUUCAUUUGGAUGUCAUUAGAUUGGGCUCUUGCAAAUUGGGUCCAAAUUUUCCUCAAUGGCUUCACUCACAAAAGAAUUUUUCACAACUCGAUAUAUCUGAUUCAGGAAUUUCAGACACCAUCCCCAAUUGGUUUUGGGACCUUUCUUCCAAUAUACAAUUCUUAAAUCUCUCCCACAACCAAAUCACUGGCACCAUACCUCUUCAAUGGUUUUUGACAAGAUUUAUAGGUUCUCCUCUAAUAGAUUUGAGUUAUAACUUCCUCAGUGGUCCUUUGCCACAAUUUCAUUCAGAUUCAUCGAUGUUGAAUCUUUCCAAUAAUUUGUUCCAAGGAUCUAUUACAUCCAUAUGUGAGACAAAUGGGAAUUUGAGUUACCUUGAUCUUUCAAAUAACUUGUUAUCCGGAGAACUCCCAAACUGUUGGGGAAAUUUGAUAUUGCUAGCCAUGCUUAAUUUGGCAAACAAUAAUCUCUCUGGGAGAAUCCCGGACUCUAUAUGUGGUUCUAGAGAUUGGCUUCAGACAUUGCAUUUGCGUAACAAUAAUUUCAUCGGAGAAUUACCCAAGUCAUUGAUGAACUGCUCGUCAUUGGGGCUAAUAGAUCUUGGAGAAAACAGACUCUUUGGAAGGAUACCAAUGUGGAUAGGUACAAGCUUGCCAAAUUUGAUGGUUCUCCGCCUAUCAUCAAACUUGUUCGUGGGUCACAUUCCAUUUCAAUUAUGUCAUUUAACAUCUCUUCAAAUCUUGGAUCUCUCUGACAAUAGUAUUACUGGGACUAUACCAAAAUGCCUCAACAAUUUCACUGUCAUGACUCAAACACAAAGUUCACAUGUAAGCAUUGAUCAUACAUACUUUCCUUCUUCUAGGACCUCCUUUAUUAUCGAUUUUGACUACAUUGACAGCUUAUUGGUGACUUUCAAAGAAAAAUAUCUCGAGUAUAGUAAAACUCUUGGACUAGUAAAAGUCAUCGAUCUUUCGAGCAAUAAGUUAAAAGGAGAAAUUCCAAGAGAAAUAACAAGUCUCUCGGGAUUGAUUGGGUUGAACUUAUCUAGAAACUUGUUAACUGGCAUCAUCCCUCAAAAUAUUGGUGACAUGGAGAGAUUAGAGUCUUUAGACUUGUCGAGAAAUCACCUUUCAAGCAUAAUUCCCCCAAGCCUAGCUACUAUGAGUUUACUAAGCUACUUGAAUUUGGCAAACAACAACUUGUCAGGUAGAAUCCCAUCAGGUACCCAGCUUCAAAGCUUUAGUGCUUCUGCAUAUUCAGGUAACCGAGAUCUUUGUGGCUUGCCUCUUCCGAAAAGGUGUCCAGGAGAUGAAACAGCUCAAGUUCCUCAAACUGGUAGCAAACAAGGAGAAGACGAUAUUCAAGAACAUGCAAACUCCCACGAACAUCUAUGGUUUUAUACUAGCAUUGCACUCGGAUUCAUUGUUGGAUUUUGGGGUGUUUGUGGAUCAUUGUUAUUGAAGAGUUCUUGGAGGCAUGCCUAUUUCCAGUUCUUAGAGAGAAUAGGAGAUAAGCUCUAUGUAGCAAUAGCUAUCCGCAAGGCCAAAUUACUGAGAAAAUUCAAGACUCAAGGCUAA